Molecule: messenger RNA, 345 nt
Organism: Prorocentrum cordatum
Lineage: Eukaryota; Dinophyceae; Prorocentrales; Prorocentraceae
Source: the annotation of a GenBank genome assembly
AUGGUGACCGUCCUCAAGAUCAUCAUCACGGAGACGGACGGCGGCACGGUCGAGGAGCUCCCGGUGUUCUCGCCGGACCGCCCGUGCUACCUCGCCGACCUGCGGCAGGCGGCCGUGCCGAGCGGGCAGUCGGGGGCGCACAUGGUGCUCUCGGGUCCCCAGCGCGCAGUCACCUGGAACGGGGAAGGCACGAGCAUGACCUACCAGAACAUGAAGGAUGGGAACGAUGGGGCCGGUUACACCAUUCGAAGAAGAAAGAAUGGCCGCCAAUUACGAACUUUACAGUCGGGUCGGUGUACGAGUGGAGUGUCGCGUUCAAUGGACAUCCGUUGCACCUGCACGUGA